Messenger RNA from Nelumbo nucifera (sacred lotus), 2233 nucleotides. RefSeq names its product ARM repeat superfamily protein. Gene Ontology annotation, biological process: proteasome assembly. The record is from RefSeq and is a predicted model, not a curated record. Gene Ontology annotation, cellular component: cytosol. Lineage: Eukaryota; Viridiplantae; Streptophyta; Magnoliopsida; Proteales; Nelumbonaceae.
CCGCUGCUGUAAUUUCUCUCCAUCGCUAAAAGAAUACUCUCUCGUUCUCUCUGUGACACGCAGACAUACUGAGCUCUCCUGUUCCGAGCAAGCUAUGGAGGAAUUUGCGGUUGAAGAUACAGCUCAGUUGAUGGAGGCCGCUUCAGAUUUUGCGUAUUAUCCCGGCGUUCAGAAUGAUGCUUCGGCGAAGGAAUUUCUUGACCGGUUUCCCCUUCCAGUCAUAAUCAACGCAUUACAAAGCAAAGCAGAUGUUCGCAAUCUAGAGGAGACCUUGGUUGCCUGUCUGGAAAGGAUAUUUGGAACAAAGUAUGGUGCCUCACUUAUCCCACAGUAUAUGUCCUUUGUAAAAGUUGGUUUGCUUGCAGACUCUCAAAUUGUCAGAUGCUUAGCCUGUAAAACAGUUUCUUUUCUUUUAGAGAAUGCUGACAAAAGCACUAGCAUUGCUUCACGGCUUGUUAUUGAAUAUGAUAUCUAUCAACUUUUACUUGAUUGCCUGAUUAAUGGAAAUGAACAAGUUGCAGCUGCUUCAAUGGAUGCCAUAAAGAACUUGGCUACUUAUCCUAGAGGCAUGGAUAUCAUUUUUCCAGCUAAUGGUGAUGAAGUUACUCAGCUGAGGAAUUUAGCAUCCCAUUGUUCAUCACUGGGACGUGUUCGAGUUUUGGCUUUGAUAGUCAAAUUGUUCUCCAUUUCUAGCUCUGUAGCAUCAACGAUUUUCAACUCAAAUCUCCUCAGUUUAUUAGAGGAAGAAAUCCACAACACAAAUGAUAUGCUUAUGACUUUGAGUGUCCUGGAACUCUUAUAUGAGCACUUUGUCAUUGGAUUCUUAGUGGCAUAUGUUGCAGUGGAAGUGUUUGGUGAAAUGCUCAAGUGUCUUCUACAGCAAUGCUCUCGCAUCAUGUACAAUAUAGAAAAGUGCCAAGAGUUGGUAGAAAUCCCACAUGCCACUGGAUUCCUCUCAAGAACCACACUUCUUCAAAUACUUAUUUCUAUGAUUGGCAACAUAUCAGUGCAACCAAUUUUACGGUCAAGAGCAAUUAUGAUAAGUGGGAGGAUACUUUCAAAGGAGAAUACUUUUAUGGUCAUCCAUGAAUCUGCUAUUAAAGCGGCUGUUUCGGCCAUCAGUGGAAGGUUGGAAUCACUGAAGGAUCAAGAUACAGAUGAAUGUGAGACUGCACUUGAAGCAUUAGGUCAAAUUGGUUUAUCCCUUCAAGGAGCUGAAUUGUUACUCUCAAAUUCAUCAUGUGUGGCAAAACAUGUUGUUGAUGUAGCUUUUGAUCACAAUGGUCGAACCAAACAGCUUGCUGCACUACAUUCUCUUGGAAAUAUAGUGGGAGAAAGCCGACCAGAUGAAAGCAUAAUCCUCAAUGAUGAGGCAGAAGAAAGUCUUCGACACUUGAUAAAUGAAACUGCUUCGAAGAGUUUGAAGCUGACACCAUCAGGACUACUUCUAUCAGUUUUGCAGCAGGAUGCAGAAAUUCGUCUGGCGGCUUAUAGGUUGAUAACCGGACUGGUGGCUCGGUCAUGGUGCUUGAUUGAGAUUUGCUCAAAACAAGAGAUAAUUAAAAUAGUGAUUGAUCCACAUAUUGAGACUAAGAAAAAGGGUAUGGAAGCUCGGUAUAAUUGUUGCAGGGCGAUUCACAAAUAUCUAUCGACUGCAAAUAAGCUUGUCAGUGAUCCUGUGCUUGCAGGAAUAGCUUCAAAGUUGCAGGAAGCUGUUAGGAGAGGUCCUUAUCUUGCUUUAGAGCGUGCUGAAGCUCAGCUUGUUGUCGUUACAGCUGAGAGAUUUUAGAUCACCAUCGGAAAUUUUGAGUUAUAAAAUAGAUUUAACAGGGAUUUGAUUCGAAGGGGCAAAAAAUUGGUGUCUGUUGUACAUAUUACUGUAAUCUUGUUGGGUUGUCAACUUUAAUAUAGUUAAAACGAAACUAGUAACUCGAAAUACUGUUUAUGAAAUCUUUUCCAUGUUAUCUUGUAGUCUGGUUUGUGGCCUGUUUGGAAAAGAUGGGCCAUGGAACAUACCUAUUAUCACGAACUGGAGAAACUAGCUGCUUGGUUCAGGUGAGGAACUGGUUACCCGGUCGUUCUGUUAUGCCUGAAUGCUGUUAUUCUUACCCAAUCCUUUGAGAAAUGUGAUACAGUUUACAGUAGAAGUUGGCUGUUGUCGCUUUGGAGCAAAAUGAAAAUUGUUUCAGGUGCCGUUGUCAUAUUGAAUCCACCCUGUUAUCACUUUUUCCUA